Messenger RNA from Saprolegnia diclina VS20, 1246 nucleotides. RefSeq lists its product as hypothetical. The record is from RefSeq and is a predicted model, not a curated record. Bases 1 to 1221 code for a protein of 406 amino acids. The transcript is spliced from 2 exons. NCBI's taxonomy places the organism in Eukaryota, Oomycota, Saprolegniomycetes, Saprolegniales, Saprolegniaceae.
AUGCGAGGUUUCGUCGCUGCAUGGACCGUCGCGGCCGUCGUCGCCAGCGAGUACCCGUCGUAUACGCUUCCGUCGGUCGACAUCAACGCACCGAGCGGUCUCGUGGCCCUUCUUCAAGCCAACGGCAUUGCCGCCAUCCGCAACAUCCCGCAGUUUGCGUCGACCCGCCAGGCCUACAUGGCUUCGGCCGCCGCUUGCCUCUCGUCGCCGGUGCCGCUCGCCGACCGCCUCUACAAGCAGCUCCGGGAUCUCACAGAGAAACAGACAUUUAGCACCAGUGUCCACGACGGCGUUUCCGAGGCGCUUCGAGCGCAGUGCCCGACGUACGCAGCUGCGUACGAUGCCUACAGUACGCUCUUGGACGCAACCGCGCGCACGGUGGCCGUGGCCCUCGAUGCGAAUGCGACGGCGGCAGCGACGCCCCUUGCUGCCGUUGUCGCGGAUGGCAAGCACCUCGACCACUUUCACGGCUACGCCAACCCAUCGACCAACCAGACGAUUUCAAAGAAUGAUGACGAUUUGUCCCUCGAGAUGCACACGGACAACGGUCUCUUCUUGCUCACGUCGGCGCCUCUCUUUUACGAUCGCCAACCGGACGGCUCGGUCGUUGCGAUUCCGGACCCGAACCCUGACGCAGGUCUCGUGAUCGAACUCGCGGCCGAACACAAUCGACGCGUCCGGCCGGUGCUACGCGACGACGAGCUUGUCAUCAUGGUCGGCCAGGGCUUGCGCGACUGGGGCAACUUUGGCCAUGCGUUUCCCGCCGUCCUUCAUGGGAUGAUUAUGCCGCGCAAUGCGCCGUCGUCGGUGCUGCGCGGUUUCUCGGGGCGCAUGCUGCUGCUUCAGGGCCACGUGGAGAUGGCCAACACGGGCAUGACGUUUGAUGCGUAUGGCCAAUCGAUCGCGCGCCACUUGCGCAACGAAGACAGCGGCAUUGCGUCGUUGGCGUGCCCCAUCGGUCGCAGCCUUGUCGCCAUGGACGGCGCGUGCACCGUGGGCAUUUGGGCACCCGGCCCGUCUUGCUCCAAGACCAAGGACGAGUGCAUGUUUCAGUGUAACAACGAACACACAGCCGACGACUGCAAGGCCGAAAAGUGCUGCGUCAAGCAGUCGGAGCAGCAAGGCAUCGACUGCUGGAUGGUGUGCACGCUUCCCGCUCACGUGCAAAACGCCGGCCACCAAGGCACCGGCGCCAAGCCCGCAACCACAACCGCAACCUAACCCUAGUCCGAGCCCGCAACCUCAG